UCAAUCUUUUUUUUUUUGUAAGUGAGCAUUUUUUAAUCAUCGAAUGCGCAGCGAAUCUUUGUAAUAUUUUGUGUGUGUAAUUAUAAUCUUGUGAAUAAAUAAAAUUUAUUCUUGAAAUCUACAAACAGAUAACCAUUGUUUUCCUAAAAGUGUUGGAUCGGAUACAACUUACUAUUGAUAGAACAACGGCAACAAAUAACAGCAUUAGUCAGAUGGAUUUGAAAAAGGAUCAAUCAACACUACCUACUAAAGAGUUGACGCAAUAUAUGGGAUUUCUCGCCAUCACAGAAAGAUUAGCAGAAACAUCUGCAUCAUCAGCUACAACGUCAUCAAACGUGAUAAAAGAUUCGUAUGGCCGACCUAUCAAAGUACCUCCAGUAGAUCCCAAGAAUUCGUUCGAUUGUGAUUGUAUGGACAUGAUACCACAAUUCGAUGGAAAAUCAAGCAAUUUUUUGUCAUUUAUAAAAUUAUUUGAUGCUGCAGUAGGCACAACCACUGCAAUCGACGAAAUCAAGUUGAUAUGUUUGAAAAAAAAGUUGGAUAACAUGAGUCGCGAUCUGAUCGCAGGCAUAGAUCAUAAUUACGAAUAUGCAUAUUCCAUAUUAAUGCAAAAAUAUUGUGACCCGUGGGUGGUAAAACAAGAUUUCCUGAAAGAAAUUGCGGAGCUACCAAACAUUAAGGACCCGAGCCAAAUUGAUAAAAUGAUGAGUAAUCUGGGAAUAAUAAGAAACCGAUACAAUCAAAUAUGUGAAGACCCAGAUCAUCAAGAAUUCUUAGAACAGGAAUUAUUCUAUGAAAUCUGUAAUAAGUUCCCACGGGUAAUUGCGGAUAAAUCAUAUAAUUUGUCUGGAAAGCCAGAACGUAUCCAUGUAUUCAUGGAAGACGCAGAACUAAUGAUUUUUGACUGGAGAAAGAGACAAAAUUACCAAAGAAUAAUAAUGCGAAGAAAUUGAUAUGACGAUUGAAGAAAGAAAACAGAUUUAUAGAAGAAAAGAAUCUUUGUUAUACAGAUUUCUUAUCGAUAAUCACCAAACAGAAUUAUGUCCAAAAAAAAGAAGAAAUGGCUGUU
Messenger RNA from Dermatophagoides pteronyssinus (European house dust mite), 1069 nucleotides. RefSeq lists its product as uncharacterized. Lineage: Eukaryota; Metazoa; Arthropoda; Arachnida; Sarcoptiformes; Pyroglyphidae. The record is from RefSeq and is a predicted model, not a curated record.